CAGGACGGGCGUCUCCUGCUUUCGGGCAACAGUUGCCACGAGCAGCUGGGCUUAGGAGAGGCAAUCUGCCCCGUCAGUUGUCCCUUCUCCGUCGUCUCCUCCCUCCCUCCUCCAAGGCCAAGGACAGCGACGUCCUCCUCCCUCUUCUCCUCCUCUUUGGUGCCCUCAGCCAGGAGGCGGGAGUGACCCACAGCAGCUGACCCAGCACAGGCACUGCCUCUCCCACAGCCCUCAGGACACACCAUGGGCCCAGAGGCAGGUUUGCAGCACAGCAGCGACGACGCAGGCGGCGGCCCCGGCGACUCUCAACUACCUCCCUGACGGCCGCGACCACCGCCCAACAGCCCCGAAAAGCCAGUGCCAUCGACGGCUGGAGAAUCUAGGGGCCCCCUAACCAUCUUCGCGGUCGACUCAAGCUACGUCAACAACUAUGGCGGGCGAGGGGCGGCGGGCGGAGCCGGUGAGGGAAGAAUGGGCAUGGUACGUCACGCCCAGGGCCCCGCUGCGGGAAAGAAGAUGCCGGCUCGCCCCUCAAAAUGGCGGCGGCAGUAAUGCGCCUGCGUACGGAACUCCGCCGUCGCGCCACGGCCGGCGGGAAGUGAGGUUCUCAGAAGAGCCGCCAGAAGUGUACGGUGACUUCGAGCCCCGGGUGGCCAAAGAAAAGUCCCCGGUGGGAAGACGAAUCCCGCUACGAGAGUUCCGGCCCGACUCUGGGAAAGAGGAAGUGAGAGAAAGCGCCUACUACCUUCGGUCUCGGCGGCGGUCGCAGCUGCGACGUCUGGAAGCCGAGGAGAUGCAGACGCGAAGGGCUACUCGCCUACAGCAGCACCAUUCACUGCAGCCUCCGCUGCAGCCGUCUCCGGUUACGACCAGGAGAGGGAUACGGGACUCUCAUUCCUCUGAAGAGGAUGAACCAUCUUCAAAUACUGUUGUAAGCCAAACAGUCUCAAAGAAAACUAUCUGGAGAACACAAGAAACUCCAGUGAUGAGUGAAGAUCCUAUAAUCGACCUGUGUAGACCCCCUCUAAGAAGCUCAAGAUCUGAUGCCACCAGUGUCCAACAGAAGGUCAACUUCUCUGAAGAAGGAGAAACUGAAGAUGAUGAUCGAGACAGCAGUGACAGUGUUAAGGUCAGAUCCGGGGAUUCUCUUAAUUUUGAAGGUCAAACCACCAGAUCAUCAAGUCAAUGUUCAGAAUCACGUUGGCAGUUAUCACAAAAUCGAGACUUCACAGCUCUUGAUAAGCAAUCUACAGUGCUAAGCUCGGGAUAUCAAAAAAACCCUCAGGAAUGGGUGGAACCAACCCCGAGAAUAAGGACAAGGAUGCAAACAUCAUCACCAGGCAGGAGUUCAAUAUAUGGCAGUUUUUCAGAUGAUGACAGCAAUCGGAAAUCAGAGCUUGGAAACUGGUCUCCAUCAACCUCCAGCCAACAAGUCACUGGACAACCCAAAAAUGCACCUUUUGUCAAGAUGAAGUUGUAUUUGCCACUUGUUCUGAUAGCUGCUGUCGCCACUGGGAGCUUUUGGUUCACUCGUACUCCUGAGGUAGAAACCACUGCUGUUCAGGAGUUCCAGAACCAGAUGAAACAACUUAUGGAUAAGUACCAAGGUCAAGAUGAGAAGCUAUGGAAAAGGAGCCUAACAUUCCUGGAAAAACAUCUUAAUAGUUCCCAACCUCGGCCUCAGCCUGCUAUCUUGCUGCUCACUGCUGCCCGAGAUGCUGAAGAAGCACUCAGGUGUCUGAGUGAACAGAUCGCUGAUGCCUAUUCUUCCUUCCGUAGUGUCCGUGCCAUCCGGAUUGAUGGGGCAGACAAAGCUACUCGAGACAGCGAUGCUGUCAAACUAGAGGUAGAUCGGGAACUGAGCGAUGGAUUCAGAAAUGGCCAGAAUGCAGCUGUGGUACACCGCUUCGAGUCACUGCCUGCAGGCUCCACUUUGAUCUUCUAUAAGUAUUGUGAUCAUGAAAAUGCAGCCUUCAAAGAUGUAGCCUUAGUCCUGACUGUGUUGUUGGAGGAGGAGACACUUGGAACCAGUCUAGGCCUAAAGGAAAUUGAAGAAAAAGUGAGGGAUUUCCUCAAAGUCAAGUUCACCAACUCGGACACACCCAACUCCUAUAAACAUAUGGACCCAGACAAAUUGAGUGGGCUCUGGAGCCGUAUUUCUCACUUAGUCCUGCCUGUGCAGCCUGAAAAUGCCCUGGAAAGGGGCAACUGCUUAUAAGGGAUGAUACAAGAGAAAAUCAUGUCUCAAGUUCUGAGAAUUUUUCAGACUUUCUAACCAGAGACCGGAUUCAGAGCUCUUUUUGAAAGAACUGGUUUCUUUUUAAAGGAAGUUAAGUUCUUAUGUAAACAUGGAACAUCUAAAUCAUAUAUUCAACCUAAUCUGUUACUUGAGAGAAUCAUUUCUCUAUUUCCAUGAGAUCUGUGUUAAUGGUGUCUGAGGACUAUGAAUUAUAUGCAGUCCCAUAGAGGAUCUAUUUAGAUUCUGUGCUGAAUCAUUGCUAUGAUAUGACCAGUGGGAGGGAGUAGGUCUCUUCCUAUGAAUCUUCCCAGUUUUUUAACUUAGAUUUUUCACCGAGUUUGUUGAGUCAUUAGUAGGACAGCUCCCUAAAUGCAACCGGUGGGUUUUCCCAUUUUGUUCUCUUUUAUAUCAUUUAGGUGUGAGUUCCUUAGUCAGCUUCUGCUUAUAGGAACGAAAGUAAUAAAAGGUCAUCUGAGUGUGUUUUUGGAUUUUUUUUCCUUUGUUUUUGGAAGGCAGGAGGAGGAAGCAAGGGAAAAGAGAGAAAUUUUGGAAUGGGGAAGGAAAGGGGAAGAAAAAAGUCUGCAAGAUGAAAUGUUAAAUUAAGCCACUGAGACUUAGUCAAACUUAGUUAUAUGAACUCCAUUCUCAGUGAAUUCUCUUGGGAUUUGUUUUUCACAUGUUUUUUUUUCCCCUUUAAGAAAUUUUUGGUUCUCCUAAGGAUUUUGAAGCAUGUAUAUCAUGAAGUUUUGUAUAUUUGUCCAUUUGACUCUUAAGGGUAGAUAAAUUCAGAGCAGUUUAUUUUGGACAUAUCCUGAAGCUAUUGUUUGAGUUAAGAUAUAUAAUUUCGGGAAUUGGUAAACCAUUUGUUAACCAGCUUUCUUGCACUAUUGAAGAAGGAUUUAAUUUUCUGCGUGUCCACUUGUAGUAGUCUAAGUCCUUGAAUGGCGCCCUUAUAACAAAUGUGAAGAUUUACUAUGUACCUGAUAGAUUUUAUUGAGUGCCUCAAGCCAAAAAGAAAGUAAACUUUAUACCUUAUAUGAAGAAUGUUAAAAUGUACUACUGUACAUUACUAUUAUAGUAUUUCAGUUGUAACUUUGCAUCUAUAACAGCUUGCUUAUCUAUCAACUGCUUUGGUUUCUUAGAAUCUUAAAAUUCUAGAUCCACCUUGUUUUUUUAUUGUCUACAAACCUUUAAAUGAAAAUACUGUUUUUAGAGUACUAGAGCGAGUCAUUGGCUUCAUCAUAUACCUUUUGAGGGUCCCAUGACUGGUAGUAGAGUCUGGUCUAGUUUCUUCCCACUAGGACUACCAGUAUUCAUAAAUUUAGACCCCUUAUUGUAAUUCCUUCCUGACCGUCAAAAGUCAGGUCAUCUGAUUUAUAGAGGAUUCUAAAACAAAAGUUUUUAAGAAGGCUUAUUUUAUACAUAUAUAUUAUAUGGAGAAGCAAAUGUUUUUAUUAAAUGUUUCACUGACCAAAAUAAUUUUAAAGUAAUUAAUGUUACUUAUAUCUUUCAAGAAAAAUAAUUGUAGCAGCUGAUCUGUAAAUGACUUUAAAAGCUAUUUUAGUAAUUUAAAUAAAUUUACUUUCUUGGUUUGUA
Messenger RNA from Ceratotherium simum simum (southern white rhinoceros), 3835 nucleotides. The record is from RefSeq and is a predicted model, not a curated record. NCBI's taxonomy places the organism in Eukaryota, Metazoa, Chordata, Mammalia, Perissodactyla, Rhinocerotidae.